UUAUCAUUCAGGAUUUCAGGCUUUGUAAAGGCUCUAGUGUGUACUGAAAAGUGAACUUUUUUUUAAAAUUAAUUUACACAUUAUUAAAUCCGUUGUUUAUCAGUUUGAUUGUCAUAAUACGGAACUUUCAGAGGUGCACUUCCAUAAACAAGGAAUUCAAGUUACUGUUAGUGUUUUGUUAUUAUUAUUCUUUUAAUGAUUUUUCAAUGGGCUUUUCAUAAAGAAGAAGAAAAUGCCUUUGAAUUACAUACUUUUAAGUCAGAUUGCUGGCUAUGUCAUCGCCUUCUUAUGCUCUUUGUGCAUCGCCAUUCCUAUGACACUGCAUCAAGAUGAAUUUCGGGGUCAUUGUUUACUGUUCUCAACAGGUGUUUGGUUGGAAAGAGAUGGCCAGUUCAUGGUUAAAUGGUCAUCACAGGCAUAUUGUAAUUACACUAUUUUUGUCGGUGUUGUGUUAGCAAUAGUAUCAUUAAUUCAAAUAUACAGAAUGGCUCGUUACAUGUACCAAGGAACAGACAGUAAUUUUUUGUCUGCAUUUUUUGAUGUGAUUGGCUGUUUCUUUCUAUGUGGUAUGUCAGUUGUCGCCGCCUUGAUGAUUACAUUUGGAUUUAUUGUGUGGUGCAAUGACAUGACUAUGAGGUUUUCUUCGUGUGAACUUGCAUCUGGUGCUGAUAUUGACAGACAAGAUGGAAUAGAUACAACCAAUUUCUAUUUUGAACUAGGAGCAGCACAGUUUGGCGCUUGGGCUUCAAUGGCGUGCUGGGUAGGCCUUUCCGUGUUCGCUCUACUCAAAAUGUGCCAGCAACAUCAAAUAAUGAAUAUGAGGGCUAGCAUGUUUCGCGAGCGGCAGCGAUUGAUAAAUGAAGGAAACAAAAUUGAUGCAGAUGUACGCGUAAAUCAUUCAAACGAUGCAAAUGAAUGUAAGGGGGAUAAGCUAGAAAGCAAUGAUCUUUAUUUUUAAUUAUUGUGAAUAUUUAUUCACCGCAUUAUUGUGAUUAAUUAAAGCUUUUGAAUUUGUUUUAUUUUUAUACAAUUAAUUGCUUUUGUACAUAAUUAUAAAGUCCAAACAUUAUUUUGUCAUUUUAUAUAAUUUUAUUUAGUGAUAUGAAAAAAAUCUUAUUUAUUCUAUAGUGUACUAAAUUUCAUGUCAUAUUGUAAUAAUUAAUAAUUGAACUUGAGGGCACCCAUUGGCCCAAUCGAUGAGACGUUGAUGCAGGCUGAAAGGACUCAUGCUCAAAUCUUAGCCCUGAACUUGGAAUUUAUUUAUUUAUUUUUAUUUAUUUAUCUUUUUUUUCGUGGGGGCAGAAAAUAUACAAAACACGGUGUGAUUAUUACAUCUUCCCCACGAUGAUGAUGCAAAGUCGUACUUCCUGUUAAAGGACAAUAUACUCCCUUGGCCACCUACUGCGCUUGUCCACUGCUCGCAGAGUUCCUCCUGACUUUCACAUAAAUACGCAAGUUGUAAGCCACAGGCCAACAUCGCCACAUUCUUGUAAAGUUGUAAAUUCAGUUCAUUACUCUUAUAUCUUCAUAAAAUUUUCAUCAAAAUUAUUGUAUCUACUUAUUUAUAGAUAUACACUGUACAUACACUUAAUCUAUUUUUUAUUUUUUUUUUUUUUUUGCUUUGCCUGCCGGCAUUAGCCACAUAUCAAGUUUGUUUGAAUAAUAAAUUAAAUUAACAUUACAAUUCAUUGGCCUUGAUUUUGAGUGUUAUUUGAUUUGAACAUGAGUUAUUUCAAAAUUAUUGUUACAAUUUAAUUUUGUUAUUAUGUAUGAAAGGUCAUUUGAACAGCUAAAAAUAGUCACAAGUAGUAGUUAUAUAUUUUAAUAGUAGUACUCAUUAUGAUAUUAAAUUUCAAUUGCCAUUAAUUUUUUUUUUUCAAUUCUAAUCCAUCUUAAGUUACAUUAUUUGUUACCUUCUACUCCUAAUCAAUGUAUUGUUAGCCCAUGUGUAAUUAGGUUGAACCCAGGAUCAACAGAGAUGCAUUUCUGUGUCAGCGUUUUAAUCGUUGAGGCCACUGAUGCCCUCCACCAUUAAAUUUCAUUCUAAUUUUUAGAUUUAGUUACUAAUAUUUAGUUAAAAAGUCAUAAUUACCUUUAAAAUGAACAGAAUAUAAAAACGUAUGAUUUUGAAGAUUGUGAUUGAUCCAGAAUUUGAAAAUGAACACCACUGACAUAAUUAUGAUGAGUGUUAGAACACUGUUAUUGGUUUAUUAUUGUAUGAUUAAAAAAUGAAAUUGAAAAGUUCCUUAUGUAGUCAAGCACAUUGUAUUUUUAAUAUUGAUAAGUUUUGUUUCAAUUCAAAUCCUGAAAUGUUUGAAUUAUAAAUUAAAUAGAAUUUUAUUGGGUUUUUUACAAAUGAUUUAUAAGAUGAAAUAAUGAUCAAUUAAAAAUGGUAUGAUGUUUUAUUUGUAUAUGUUUUUUAAUUAAAUUUAUUAAAAUAUCAGUUAUCUCUUUUAUACUACACUAAUAAACUCCAGAAGAAGAGGGAUAAAGAGAAAAAGUGAUAACUUCAAAAGUAUUGAAGUUAAUUAAAAUUAUUACAAUAGUGUAAUAAUUUAAAAAAGUGGAUUUUUGUAAUACAAUUAAUAGCAAUUGUAAUGUAAGAAACUCCUUCAAUGUAAUAUGAUGUAAUAUAUGAAUUUGAAAUUUGCCAUAUAAAAAUAUUAAAACAUUGAUUGAAGUGUCACAUCAAAA
Cimex lectularius (bed bug) is the source of this 2694-nucleotide messenger RNA. Its product is annotated as transmembrane protein 179. The coding region runs from base 233 to 958 and encodes 241 amino acids. Lineage: Eukaryota; Metazoa; Arthropoda; Insecta; Hemiptera; Cimicidae. The record is from RefSeq and is a predicted model, not a curated record. The transcript is spliced from 5 exons.